AUGACUAGGCUCUUCUUCUUCGCUUUCCUCUAUACAGUAACAAAUCUAGCACUUCUGCCAUUAACAGCCACAGGAGCAACAUCAUGCCGAACAUCCUGCGGCAGCAUCCCAAUAAACUACCCGUUCGGCAUCGACCAAGGCUGUGGAUCUCCCCAGUUCAACGGAAUGUUCAACUGCUCAACGGAUCUGUUUUUCCUCACUCCUUCCGGGAGCUACAAGGUCCAGAGCAUCGAUUACCAGAAGAACACGGUGGUGGUCUUCGAUCCGGCGAUGUCGACCUGCUCCAUCCUCCAGCCUCACCACGAUUUCAAACUGACGGAUAUCCAGAACGCCGUCAUAAGGCCCUCGUACGACACCGUUUUCGCCCUCCUCAACUGCUCCACCGACUCGCCGGUCCACAAUCGGUUCCGGAACCUCUGCUUCAAUCCCUCCGGCCACUCCUGCGACGAGCUUUAUAGCUCCUGCACUUCGUUUCGCAUCUUCAACACUACCUCCCCCUCUGGUAACAGCACGGUGCGUACGACGCCGUAUUGCUGCUUCACUAGUUACGAUACGGUGAAAGCGAUGAGUUUGAACAUCUUGGAUUGCUCACAUUACACGACGGUGAUUGACAGUGGAAAAAUGAGAGACGAGGGACCGUUGGAUUGGUCGUACGGGAUCGAGCUUUCGUACUCAGUGCCGGAGAUUGGCUGUGACCGUUGCCAGAAGUCAGGCGGCACGUGUGGUUUUGACGCCGAUACAGAUAUCUUUCUCUGCCAAUGUCCAACUUCCAACAACAACCCUACGAGAGAAUGUGGUGGAGGUAUGACUAAUCACGGAAGCUGCAAUUCCGUAAACUUAUACUAUAUGACACUUCUUUUGGCUAUGCUAAUUUCUUUUAUUUACGCUAUUUUGUGA
Messenger RNA from Microthlaspi erraticum, 897 nucleotides. The record is from the annotation of a GenBank genome assembly. NCBI's taxonomy places the organism in Eukaryota, Viridiplantae, Streptophyta, Magnoliopsida, Brassicales, Brassicaceae.